AUGCAAACACCACCAACAUUACAAGCAAUACGUUAUCAACGUGGUUCAUUAUUAAUUUUAGAUCAAUUAAAAUUACCAGAUGAAACAGUUUAUAUAUCAAUUCAUACAGCUGAUGAUGCAUGGAAAGCUAUUCAUACAAUGACAAUUCGAGGUGCUCCAGCUAUUGCUGUAUGUGGUGUAUUAAGUGUAGCUGUUGAAUUACAUAAUUCAAGAUCAAAAUUUGAUUCAAUAUCAUCUGUUAUACAAUUUAUUACACAUCAACUUAAUUAUUUAGUAACUGCUCGACCAACAGCAGUUAAUAUGACUGAUGCUGCUAAAACAAUUAUUGAUUAUUUAAUACCAUUAAAUAAUAAACAACAAAAUUUAACAUUAUAUAUUGAUGAAUUACUUGAUUUUAUGGAACAAUUUCUUCAACGUGAUCUUAUUGACAAUCGUUUAAUUGGUCAAUAUGGUGCUGAAACUAUGUGUCAAUAUAUUUCAAAUAAAAAAAAAUUAAAUAUUUUAACACAUUGUAAUACAGGUUCAUUAGCAACUGUUGGUUUUGGUACAGCUCUUGGAAUUAUACGACAAUUAGCUGCAAAUAAUGUUCUUCAAUUAGCUUAUUUUACUGAAACUCGUCCAUAUAAUCAAGGUUCAAGAUUAACAGCAUAUGAAUUAGUACAUGAUCGUAUUCCACAUACAAUGAUUUGUGAUUCAAUGGCUGGUCUUUUAAUGCGUACACAACCAAUACAUGCUGUUAUUGUUGGUGCUGAUCGUGUUACAGCUAAUGGUGAUACAGCAAAUAAAAUUGGUACAUAUCAAUUAGCUAUACUUGCUAAACAUCAUGAUAUUCCAUUUUAUAUUGCUGCACCAACAACAUCAAUAGAUUUAAGUAAAAAAUCAGGUGAUGAAAUUAUUAUUGAACAACGUCCAUCAAGUGAAAUGACUACUGUUAAAGGAAUUAAUCUUGCACCAGAAGGUGUUCAAGUUUGGAAUCCAGCAUUUGAUGUAACACCUGCUUCAUUAAUAACUGGUAUUAUAACAGAACAUGGUGUAUUUAAACCCGAUGAACUUAAAGAAAAAUUAUUAAAUUUACAACGAUCAUUAAUUAGUCCAUUAUAG
Messenger RNA from Rotaria sordida, 1101 nucleotides. NCBI's taxonomy places the organism in Eukaryota, Metazoa, Rotifera, Eurotatoria, Philodinida, Philodinidae. The record is from the annotation of a GenBank genome assembly.